Messenger RNA from Eurytemora carolleeae, 1631 nucleotides. Its product is annotated as F-box/WD repeat-containing protein 2. Gene Ontology annotation, molecular function: protein binding. The record is from RefSeq and is a predicted model, not a curated record. Lineage: Eukaryota; Metazoa; Arthropoda; Copepoda; Calanoida; Temoridae.
UGAAUGGAACUUGGAAUUCAACAAGUUUUGAUUUUCUGUCAUCUCUCCCUCGGGCCCAAUGUUCUUUAAAAAUUCUCAAGAUGGCUUAGAAUGGUUUAGCAUGGACAAUUCUCUUCAAUUUGAUGGCUGGCUAAAGGGUAUUGUCAGGAGAUUUUCAAGUCUAAGUUCUGAUGAAAAAACCGAAACUUUAAAUGAACUUUUGUCCAUCUGCAACAGUGAGCAGCUAUGGAGUCUACAUCAGAAGCUGCCAGAUUUCUUGUACCGCGAUUUUAUCCUGCUACUUCCUCCCGAGAUAACAGAAAAGAUCUUACGAUAUCUCUCUCCGUCUUGUCUACUCAGCGCUAUUGGAGUAUCAAAAGGAUGGAAUCUCAAAAUCAGUGGAAUGAAUCAGUUGUGGAAAGAACAGUGCAAUAUAGUUGGUUGUAAUCUAAAUGCCUCACUAGAUAUAGAUUACAGAGCUAGCUGUGUUCAAGGAUUAAGACUGCGACAUGAACUGCAAGAAGGAAGAGUUUGGGAUCAGGAAGGAUUAGUGAAUCUUGUCAAACCUCCAGGACGAUUCUCAGCUCUUCAUCACCAUUUAGGACACAUAGCAGGUGGGACAGCAGAUAGCAGUCAUACAACAGCUGUAGAAGACAGUGGAGAGUCAAUUGUGAUUUGGUCCGUGUCAGCAAAUAGAGUUGAUGUAAGCUUUCCUGUUUCCGGAUCUGUAUCUUGUAUCAAACUGCUCUACCCGGUUAUGGUGGUUUGUGGACAUUUUGAUGGCACACUCUCGUCUCAUAAGGUGUGUGGUAUGGCAAGUUCCUACAAACCUCCCUUGCGCGGAUUUCAUAGAUUUUCCGAGCCUGGUAGUCUGCUCAAGAAAUUUAGACUUCAUACAUCUCCAGUUUUAUCCUUGGAUUUUGACAUGGAUGAAAAUAUUCUCGUAUCUGGGUCUGCUGAUUGCACCACCAAGAUUUGGGAGCUAUCAAGUGGUGCUCUGCUUAAAACCUUGGCUAGUCAGAGUCACUGGGUUCUUAGUGUUAUAUUUGCGUCAUACUCAAUCCACUCUAUUCCAGCCUUUAGGGAUCGUCAGGUUUUGAUUAUUAUGACGCGAGAUGAUAUUCAACUAUUCUCCUGGGAUCCAGAAAGAAAAUGUGUCCGUGGUCCAACUGAUCAAAAUGAAUGUCAAAAUAUUGUAAACCUGAAGGAAGUAAAACAAAAACAAACUCUGAAAGAAAUUGAAAAUCAUGAUCUCUACAUUCCACUGAAAUCUGUGACUGAUGCUAUUCAAUCUUUUUUCUUCACUCCUGGACUUCACUUCGACGGCCGCCGAAUAUCUUUUGUUCGUCAGAUGCCUAUGUUCGACACUCAAACUAUUGGGGAUGCGGACAUUGUUACAAUUGAUACAGAAACUGGUAAAGUUGUACAGAGUGUUCAUGUGAAUCAGAAAAUACGGAAGCUUUUGGCAAUUGGAAAGAGGUUUGCCGUUAUCCUCCUACCCUUUGUGGAUAGUAAAUACAAAAACUUAGCUGUUGUGGAUCUUUUAAAUAGGGAAAUUAUCGGAGGAUGCACUGUUCCUCACUCCAGAGCUUCAACUCCGGACUUCAGCCAGGUUAGCAUCGGAGAUACAGCAUGGUUGGAUGGAUUUACAG